CAGUGGGCGGGACCAGUAGACUGCGAGUCAAUCAGAGGAAACCGUUACGCGACGCUCGUUUCGCAUCACUCCAUCCGACCGGGUCGCUGAGAAUAGCGUUAAUUCAGAUAAUUAAGAUAAUUCAGAUCGAAAUGUUACAUCUGCGUUCUUUGUCGGGGCUCACAGACGUGUUCCAGUCCAACCUUAAGCGGCCCUUGUCCUGCGUGGCGGGGGGGAGCACAGCGCGAUGUCUCAGCAGCGAGUGGCCGGCGGGGAGGCUGCCGAACCGGGGCAGCUGGGCACCUGCUCCGGCCCCCUGGAGCCUCCACCGAACCCCGGCCGCCCGGCCCCCGCACCCGGCCGUACACACGCAGACCAGAGCCCUCUGCUCCAAGAGCGACGGCGGCGGUGAGACGAGCAAGGACUCGGCCGCGGAGAAGAGAAGGAAGGCGGGCAUCCUGCCCAGCCUGGAGGACCUCCUGUUCUACACCAUCGCCGAGGGCCAGGAGAGGAUCCCCGCCCACAAGUUCACCACGGCUUUGAAGGCCACUGGUCUCCGGACCGGAGACCCCCGCCUCAAGGAGUGUAUGGAGAUGCUGAAGGUCAUCAUGAAGACCACGUCGGAUGGAGCCCUGGACCGGCACCUUUUCAAGAAGUGUGUGCAGAGUAACAUCGUGCUGCUGACGCAGGCGUUCCGCAAGAAGUUCGUCAUCCCGGACUUCCAGCCCUUCUGCGCGCACAUCGACGAGCUCUACCACAACGCCAAGAAGAUACCUGGGGGGCAGGUGGCGGACUACAUCCCCCAGCUGGCCCGCUUCAGCCCCGACCUCUGGGCCGUGUCCCUCUGCACCGUAGACGGACAGAGGCACACGGUGGGGGACACCAAGGUGCCGUUCUGCCUGCAGUCGUGUGUGAAGCCGCUGAAGUACGCCAUCGCCGUGCACGACCACGGCACCGACUACGUGCACCGCUUCAUCGGCAAGGAGCCCAGCGGCCUGCGCUUCAACAAGCUCUUCCUCAACGAGGACGAUAAACCCCACAACCCCAUGGUGAACGCCGGAGCCAUUGUGUGCACGUCACUUAUUAAGCACGGAGCGAGCAACGCUGAGAAGUUCGACUAUGUUAUGGACUUCAUGAACAAAUUGGCAGGAAAUGAGUAUGUAGGCUUCAGCAAUGCCACGUUCCAGUCAGAGCGAGAGUCAGGAGACCGCAACUUUGCUAUUGGCUACUACCUGAAGGAGAAGAAGUGUUUCCCCGAGGGAACGGACAUGACCUCCAUCCUGGAUUUCUACUUCCAGCUCUGCUCCAUAGAGGUCACCUGUGAGAGCGCUAGCGUCAUGGCGGCCACACUGGCCAACGGCGGCUUCUGUCCAAUCACAGGAGAGCGUGUCCUGAGCCCGGAGGCGGUGCGGAACACCCUGAGCCUCAUGCACUCCUGUGGCAUGUACGACUUCUCAGGCCAGUUCGCCUUCCACGUGGGCCUGCCGGCCAAGUCUGGGGUGUCGGGGGGGAUCCUGCUGGUGGUGCCCAACGUGAUGGGGGUCAUGUGUUGGUCGCCCCCGCUGGACAAGCUGGGCAACAGUGUCAGAGGGAUCCGCUUCUGCACCGAUCUGCUGUCUCUGUGUAACUUCCACAACUACGACAACCUGAAACACUUCGCCAAGAAACUGGACCCCCGCAGGGAGGGGGGAGACCAGAGGGUGAAGUCUGUGAUUAAUCUGCUGUUUGCUGCCUACACUGGAGACGUGUCCGCGCUGAGGAGGUUUGCGCUGUCCUCCAUGGAUAUGGAGCAGAGGGACUACGACUCGCGGACGGCGCUCCAUGUGGCGGCAGCCGAAGGUCAUGCUGAGGUGGUUCGGUUCCUCCUGGAGGCCUGUAAGGUCAACGCAGUCCCUAAAGACAGGUGGGGGAACACCCCUAUGGACGAGGCGGUGCAUUUCGGCCAUCAUGACGUGGUCACCAUCCUGCAGGACUACCACCCCCCCCCCAGCCCCCCCCAGCCCCCCCAGACCCCUGAGGUGGCAGGGAACAACCUGGACGGCCUGCUAUAGCCCUUAACCCUCCCU
Messenger RNA from Gadus macrocephalus (Pacific cod), 2045 nucleotides. Its product is annotated as glutaminase kidney isoform, mitochondrial-like. The transcript has 18 exons. Lineage: Eukaryota; Metazoa; Chordata; Actinopteri; Gadiformes; Gadidae. The record is from RefSeq and is a predicted model, not a curated record. Gene Ontology annotation, biological process: L-glutamine catabolic process. Gene Ontology annotation, molecular function: protein binding; glutaminase activity. The coding region runs from base 132 to 2030 and encodes 632 amino acids.